GCCUCCCGCCGCGCUCCGCGCGCACUUCGUGGGAAGCGCUCGACGAAGCGUGGCGGGACCUUCCUGCAGCGGCGGCCGGGGCCGAGGGCACAUGCAGCCCGCGCCGCGCCGGACGGGGCAGGAGGCUGAGAGGCGCCGCCAAGAUGCUUUCUUGUCCUCCCAGAGACGCUUGCUGCUUCACCCUUGGACCUGUCUGACUUAAGUAGAGAGACCAUGACUGAAGUCCUUUUCUCAGCUGUUUUGAAUGGGACUGAAGCCAACUUGCUGUCCAGCAGUGGCUGGUCUCCAGGAAAUGCCACUAGCAAAUGUUCCCUCACAAAAACUGGCUUCCAGUUCUAUUACCUGCCCACCGUCUACAUCCUAGUCUUUAUCACCGGGUUCCUGGGCAAUAGUGUGGCAAUCUGGAUGUUUGUCUUCCACAUGAGGCCUUGGAGUGGCAUCUCAGUUUACAUGUUCAACCUGGCAUUAGCUGACUUCUUGUAUGUCCUGACUCUCCCUGCCCUGAUUUUUUAUUACUUUAAUAAAACUGAUUGGAUCUUUGGAGAUAUCAUGUGCAAACUGCAAAGGUUCAUCUUCCAUGUGAACCUCUAUGGCAGUAUUCUUUUUUUGACUUGCAUCAGUGUGCAUAGAUACACAGGAGUGGUGCAUCCUUUGAAAUCACUGGGGCGGCUGAAAAAGAAGAAUGCUGUUUAUAUCAGUACCCUUGUCUGGGUCAUUGUUGUGGCUGUGAUCUCUCCAAUAUUCUUCUUUUCUGGAACUGGGUUAAGGAGAAAUAAAACCAUUACAUGUUAUGACACUACUGCUGAUGAUUACCUGAGAAGUUACUUCAUUUACAGUAUGUGCACCACUGUGUUCAUGUUCUGUAUCCCAUUCAUAUUGAUUCUUGGUUGCUAUGGGCUAAUAGUGAAAGCUUUGAUUUACAAGGAUUUGGACAAUUCUCCUCUUAGGAGAAAAUCAAUUUACCUGGUUAUUAUUGUGUUGACAGUCUUUGCUGUAUCUUAUCUUCCCUUCCAUGUGAUGAAGACCUUGAAUCUAAGAGCCCGGCUAGAUUUUCAGACUCCUCAAAUGUGUGCCUUCAAUGACAAGGUUUAUGCCACAUACCAAGUGACAAGAGGUCUGGCUAGUCUCAACAGCUGUGUAGAUCCUAUUCUCUACUUUUUGGCAGGUGAUACCUUCAGAAGAAGGCUGUCAAGGGCAACUCGAAAAGCAUCUAGAAGAAGUGAACUGAAUGUGCAAUCAAAAAGCGAGGAAAUGACUCUCAAUAUUUUAGCAGAAUAUAAACAGAAUGGAGACACAAGCUUGUGAAUGAAAAAGAUUUGCAAACAGAAGCACAGUCCACCUGGUUUUAACACAGUAGGACACCACACUAUAAUGAGUGUUUGGGAAAAUCUACCAAGCUUGCUUUUGUAAAAAAAAAAAAAAAAAUUACAAAAAGCAAACGAACAAACAAAAAAACCAAACUCAUUUUCUGAGCCUAGGGAAAACUUAAGCAAAGUAAGUGGAAAAAAAUUAAUCUUAAUGGGCAAAAAAACCUUUAGGUUUCAGUUUUUAUGUUUUUUAUGCUUGCAAUAUUUUAUCUUGUCUUUCUGAUUGGUGUCAGAUAUAGUAAAACAAAGUAAACCCCUAAGGGGAAAAAUAGCAUUAAAAGUGUUACUGUUUUAUUUAUUAAUUCUCCUUGCUCAGAAAACCUUUUUCCUUAACUAGUCACAGAUUUAAAAAAAAUGAAAUAAACUUAUACAGGGUUCAGUCCAUUCAUCCAAACUUAGCUCUUUUUGUUGGCUCACUCGCACACAGUAACAGUUGUUUAGGCUAAGAUUGUGGUACAGUAAUCUCAUUUUAAAUGCAAUCUUUUGAUUUCUGUACCUUCUUCUUUUGGAGCUAGUAGAAAGUAGUAUCUCAAUAGCACCAUGUAUGAUUGAAUCCUCACUGAAGGUAUAUUGCAUGUACAAAUUAUUAUUAUUUUACAUGAAACCUGUUGGUGAAAUCCUGACCCACAGGAACUCAAACUGGCUUAAAGCAAGAAUUGUAACCCAGGUUUUAAAACAUGUAGAUAUACAGGCUUCUAGCUAGUUUUCUGUGCAAACUCCUGCUUAACACACCAUUACAGUCAAAAUUAUGUGCAGAUGCCAGCAUUGAAAAGUGAGCAGGUGAUCCUCUACUCAAUAGUUUAGUGCUUAAUGCCACGUUUGUUCUCAUUCCUUGCUACUGUUCUCAAUGAGAAGACCACAGAAUGGGUUGGAAUGGCAGAGCUGGGCACUUUGCAAACUUGAUUGACAGUUGUUUUUGAGAGUGAUAAAUUUUGACCAGCAUCCGACAACAGACCUGACAUUUGGCAUCUAAUGCUGGAAGUUUGUAUCAAUUUCCUCAUAGAAAUAUAUGUUAUUGAAAAUGUCUGUAUUUUUAUCUGGGCAAAAGCUACAACUGUUUGAAUGAUCUUAAUCUCCAUUUGGUAUCAACAGUCUUCUGAGAUAACGUAAGAGCUGAUUCCCUUGUAAAGUCUUUUUUAAAAAUGGGCUAAAGAACAACAUUUUUGUAAUCAGAAAAAUAUAUAAAGAACUUAAUCUCUCUCUUUUUUGCUGUGAAUAAAGUAUUAUUGUAGUAACAAGAUGCCAAAAUACGCUACAGAUAAUUUCACACUGGAAGUGAGUCUGAGCCACCCUCUGUAAUUUAUUUAAUCCAAACGUAGAAAAAGGUUACCUAAAAUCAGGAAAAACAGUAUAUUGUGUAACACACAAUCCUAUUAGUGGAAAGAGCAGUCUUAUAAUGAACUGAGAACAGAACAAAUCUGUGUGGAAUAGAACUUAAUUUAUUUAUCAAAUAUAUUGUUUUGAUACGUGUUUCAAAAUAUAUGCUAGAAAACUGUAUGAAAGAUCUGGAAUUAUAAAUUUAGUGUAUAAAAUUAUAUAAUCUCGUAAAUAGUUUUAACAAACCCUCAUCCCCUCAAAUUUUAUAUUUUGGAUAUUAACACAUUAUUUACAUCUUGACUAUUAAUGUUGAAAGAUUGAAUAUAAGCAGAAAAAAAUAGCUUGAGGUAUUUCUUGACUACAUUGCAAAGCAGCUUGAAUUUAUAAACAUAAAGCUACUUAAUCUGCAAACAGUAUUUAUUUAUUUAUUUAUUGGAAGACUAAGUACAAAUGUAAAGUAUUGUCUAAUACAUUUUAAAUGAUUUUGUUUUUUAUAUUUUUCAGAAUUGGGCAUUAAUGGAAAAAACAAUUAAUGAAAUGUUCACAUUGUUGUAAUACUGUAUACUAUAACUGAACAGUUUUUACAAUAAACUCUGUUUCACCCCACUAAACAUUUUAGACUACCAUUCACUGUUGACAUGUAGCCUGUAUAUAAACUGCUGCUUAGCAAGCAUUCUAUCUUACAAUAAUGAUGAUAAAUACAUUAAAAUUAAUAAAUUUAAGACCUACAGCAAAAUAAACAAACACCUUCCAAAAAAGCCCUAAACUGACACCAAGGCCAGUGCUUUGUGACAAAAUAUUGUACGAUGCAUAGGUCUUGGUUCCCAUUUACACUAAAUCCCAUUUAUGCUGCCAAAGAAUGAGAAUCUGGCCCACAUUAUGUUGUAUGAAACAUUAUGUACUUAUCUGAGACUGUACUUAACUGAGACAUGCACUGCUUGGCAUAGCAGAUGGUUUAAAGACAAAAUGUUGGAAUAGAUUUUCAGCCUGUUCUCUCAAUGUUUUGUUCUUACAUGUUUAAAUCCAUGUUACUUUCCAAAGUUUUGUGGUCUAUUUUUCUUUCUUCUUUCAGUCAGGAAAUAACAUAUUCCACUCAUUUUUGUUUGAAAAAGUUCCUAUAUGCCUAUACACUCAGUAGAGAGUAAAGCCUUGAAUUCAGGUAAGUCUAUUUAGAUACACUUUUAAGGAGGAUAACAUACCCAACCUAAAGCCUUAUGUUAAAAUGUGCAUCACUAACAUGCUAAAAUGACUGUUUAUUCAUUUAUGUACAUUGGGGCUAAAACAAUUAAGAGUGAGAGUAAAGUUCUACAGACACAAUUGUACUGUUUGUGCAUUUAUGGAGUGAAGGCCAGUGCAAAACAGUAUAACUCCUUGGGCAAAAUCUAUUCUUCCUGAAUGAGAGAUUGCUGUGCUUCUGUUUCUUUAUGGGUGUACAGUAUUCUCCUGCAAUGCACCAUUCCCAAUAGCAAGGAAUGAUCUAGUACCUAUUUGGAAGGUUUCUUCCAAUUACCAACAACUAACCCAUUUUCUGAGCCAGGGGGAAACUUCAGCAGAUCAAAGUACAAAAAGAAGUAAUGACAAAAAGAUCAGUGCAGAUCUUGCUUCCAUGCACUUUUGAGGGAAAGGUACACAGUUUUAGUCUGCUGUGAUGAUCCUGUCUGUAAUCAACUUCCAUUUUAGAGAGAACCUGCACAAGCAACAGAUAUCAUUCACAGAUAAGCUUCCAUGUUGCAAUGAGAAAAGACAUUAAAUAUAUUUCCCUUAAAAUAUAUUUUCUUUUUUUCAGGUCCUACCACAUCCAGAACUACUAUCCUGCUCCGAUGUGACUCCCUGAUGUGCACAUAUUGAGAUGUCACAGUUACCACUAAACCCAGCUGGAACAUGGAGCUGAUCCACACAAUCUCAUGUUAAGUCCCUUCUUUUUUUUUCAAAACUUUGCUGUAUUUGGCAUAUACUCUAUAUUGUAGAGUAGGUAGAUCGAUGGCAAGAUCAUGCAGAAAAGACUUUUUAACUCCAUUCUCCAGCAUGGUUACUUUGUAUCUGCAACAUCACAGCACAGUGUAUAUUGGGCCAUCACAUCGAAGAGGAAGCUGGUCAACUAUGGCAAUUACAGACCAGAAAUAAUAGGUUUUCCUAGAACAGUGUUUCUUAACCUUUUUAGACUCAAGGCAUCCCUUGGAAAGUACUCGGUCUUAGCUUUCACGUGAUUUCUUGACCAUGGAAAAAUGAAAAAGCAGUUCUUCUGUUGCAAAGAACUUAGACUACAGCAGGCCAGAAUGGCUUUGACACUGUAGAUACAUAUUUGAAAUCUCUGGGUUUAUCUGUUGAAUCAUGUAGGUAUUUGUAUCCCACAACACCCUUAAAUGGAUCUCAUGGCACCCCAGGAUGUCACAACACCCUGGUUGAGAAUCACUGUCCUGGAAAGUAUGUUUAAAGCCCCUCUUAACUUAGCCCUGGAGGUAUAUUGGCAAUAUAUAUUUUGUACUAAAAAUGAUCACCCUGACUAGUCUUGAGGCCAAAGAUGCCUUGCAUUUAUCCAUAGAACAAGCAUGGUAUAGGCAAUAGGAUAAACUUCCCCUAAAUCACUUCAGCAUUGUUUCUCAUUCCUGGCCAAAAGGGACCAUCUUUAGGUAGGUAGAGAAGAACUCAGUCUAUUCUAUUCAGUCUUUGACUUUGCUGAAGCUUCCGACUAUGAUGUCAUUUAGCAACAAUGAUGAUAAUUCCUGUUGUGGUCUUGUUCAACUGAAUCUAGGCAGUCACUUCAUCAUAAAAAAAAAUCUUCCAGUACUGAAUUUACUAAACUUGAACCAGCAAGUUAAGUGAUUGCUCUGUGUUUUAUGAUUAAUACCUUGGGCUUAUUUUUUUUUGCUUUCCAUCUUUGCUGGUCAUCUUCAAAACAAAUUAUUUAUUGAGGGAACCAUUACAACCCUUGGGGUAAAUGCUUUUAAGGAACUGGAUACCUGACCUACUAAGCAGAGCUACAGAGAUCCAUAAAGAAGCAAAUGACUAUUCAUAGGAUACAAUUUGCAUUCAGCUCCAUUGAGCCAAAUUUUUCUCAUUUAUGCCUAUGCAUUCCCAGGAAGAGUAAUGUUUAAUGCAAAAUGAAACAUCCAUGGAAUCUAGUUACUGCACGUAGGCUACAGGCACUUUUGGCUGGGUAUCUUGGCUGUUUAAAUUAUGUUUUACUUUUAUAUAAUCAGUUUUGAGUCAAGUUUAUAUACUACAGCAAAAGUUCUGUUAUCCGGCACUCAUGGGGAAUGGGUUAUUUCACCUGCUGUUUCCCCACCUAUGGGGAAGUGAUGGUAUAGAACAUAGGAGAGAGCAUUAACUCCUGGUAUAUUUUUACUGGAAUCUAAGUACAUAAUGCUAUAUAAAAUAGCAAUUACUUUUAUAUACCCAUCUCCCACUCCCAAAAUGUAGUCUCAAGAGAAUUAUAUUCCUUUGGGUAUGAGGAGGGAGGAAGAGGGGAAAACAUAUUUCAAAUUCUUCAUUCUUCUGGGAUUUUUUUUGCCCUGUGUUACUUUUAUCCCCUAAUAAUGUAUACAAUUUUCUGUCUGUGAUGAGGGCAUAUUUUCUAAAAAUAUAAUUUAAUACAUGCUAUUCCUAGCCUAAGUAUUCAAGUGCCCAAUUUCUGCCUAGAGUCAAGUUUUAUGAGAGAAAUGCACUAUUUUGCUAAAUGUUGCCUGAAGUUCUCUCUCAGUCUAGGCAUUUCUUCCAUGCUUAUGAGUUCCUGUGUUUCCACAAUUUCUAGUAAUGUCUACAGAAGUUACAGCACUAAUGAUACAUAAUGGUUUACAUGUUCAGUACAUUAUUAUACAAACAUCAUUGCUCCUCUGAGUUAGGUAAAUUAUCCCUAUGUAUACACAAAGAAGCUGACAGAGAGAGGUAAAGCAAAUUGCCCAGGGCCAAACAUUUAAUCGGCAACUGAGAUGGGAUUGGAACUCAGGAGAGUGACUCUCAACCUAUUUAUAUAAACUAUGCUGCUUUUGUGCACGUAAUUCAGUAAGAAUCUUGCAUGUGUAUCUGAGGGAAGAAUUUGCCCUUCACAUGAAAGCUAUUCUAAAAAUACUAAGAAAAACUUAACUACAGUACAGCUGUUAACUAGCAACAUUUUGCUGCUCAUAUGAUUAUUGUAUUAUUUUUAAUUCCAGAUGUUUUAGACACUAUUGAAAAUUUGACUGCUUCAUCUGCAUCUGUUACAGACUAUUAUGUCUGGGGUAUAAUUGUAUUGCAUCAUAAUUUCAAACUAAUAUGAAGGAAUAAAACUUGUGAUUCAUAGGCUAUUUUUUUUUUUGUGAAUUUGGACUAUAUUGUGUCUCAUGUGAGGAUGUGAAAAUGUUUAUUAUUCUGUUCUAUGUGAUUUGCUAUUGUUGAGUAAAUCCAAUUUAUUUGUGAUUAACAGUGCCAUUUAAUUUUAUUUGCCAACAGAGCAGUGUUACUUGAUAUUUAAGCUUCUCAGGUUUCGUAGUUAGUUUAAACCAGUAGUAGCUGAAAAAACCAUAAUUGUAUAUAACUCUUAUGAAUAAAAAAUAUGUCCGUUUUUUAUGAAACACUGUUGUUUGCAUGCAGUUUUUUGUGUAAGGCAUGGCUACUGAAGCUGUAACUAUUUUUAGUGACAACAGAACUGCAGUGCAACCGCCAGAGUUACUGGCAUUGUACCUAGCAACUUAAGACUGAACAAGACCCAAUAAAAUCAUGAAACAUUG
Molecule: messenger RNA, 7390 nt
Organism: Alligator mississippiensis (American alligator)
Lineage: Eukaryota; Metazoa; Chordata; Crocodylia; Alligatoridae
Gene: P2RY1
Product: purinergic receptor P2Y1
Exons: 2
Coding region: 214-1305 (363 amino acids)
Biological process (GO): relaxation of muscle; phospholipase C-activating G protein-coupled receptor signaling pathway; platelet activation
Cellular component (GO): plasma membrane
Molecular function (GO): ATP binding; G protein-coupled ATP receptor activity; G protein-coupled ADP receptor activity
Source: RefSeq, a predicted model, not a curated record